Acanthamoeba castellanii str. Neff is the source of this 1020-nucleotide messenger RNA. RefSeq lists its product as uncharacterized. Bases 1 to 1020 code for a protein of 339 amino acids. NCBI's taxonomy places the organism in Eukaryota, Discosea, Longamoebia, Acanthamoebidae. Gene Ontology annotation, cellular component: mitochondrion. The transcript is spliced from 10 exons. The record is from RefSeq and is a predicted model, not a curated record.
AUGGCUUGCGUCGACCCCUCCCGAGGUGGCAGUUCCCCCAUGUCGCCUCCGGUCCGCCGGUUCCUGAUCAUGGGCUCCAUUGUCGUCGCGGUGGGAGCGGCAAAUGCCUGGUAUCGAAGUAGCAAGAAGGCCGACGCGCCUUCAGAAGCAUCGAAGCCCGCCGCAGCCAUCACGCCAUCCGAGCCCCAGCGUGCGCUGCCAUUCACCGCGGCCGACAUUCGUUUCCUUCCCGAAAACAAGAAUGACCUGAACAUCGUGCUGUACCAAUACAGCUACCAGCCCUCAUCUGCCCAAGUCCGCUCCUACCUGGACCUGCGCAAGCUCAAGUACAAGGCGGUCGAAGUGAAUCCCCUGACCAAAAACCACCUGCCCUGCCCACCCGACCAGCGCAAGGCCAAACAGAUUCCACUCGUCCACAUCAACAACCGGGAGAUAUCGGUUGCGGUGCACACGAUCCUCUUCCUGGAGCUCUACCUCAACCGCAACAACCCCUUCCAACCUUCCCGAGAGGAAUCCGCCCGAGUGGCCGACUUGAUGUACCACAUCGACCAGAACCUCAUGCAGCUGGUGCAAGCCGAUCGCUACGCCACCCUGCGCUCGGCCAGCCGCACCCUGCGCCCACUCCGUCAGGCGAGUAACUUGAGCGUGUGGGAGCGGGUGAGCGCUCCGCCGAUGGCCGCCCUUUCGCUGUGGUGGCAGUGGCGGCACGCCAGGCGCCUCCUUCGCGGCGUCUACGGCGACGACCUCCGCCUCGCGCUCGUCCGCGAACUCGAUGCCUAUUGUGAUCUCCUCGGCGAUCGAGAGUUCUUCAAUGGGGCGGAGCCAGGACUGGUGGAUGUGCACCUGUUCGGGGUGCUGCGCAGCGUGGCCGACGAGGCGACGGGCCACUACGCCCUGGCCCACGCCCACUCGCGCCUCCCGCCUGGUACCAGCGCAUGCAGCGCCUCACCGCCCACGACGAUGACCAACCAACCACCACCACCACCACAACCAAGUCGUGAUGAUGAUGACCACAUGUAG